GUUUUCAUGCAGAUACACUGCAUCUAGCUCGAUUGCAGGAUAGCUCCUUGGCCAAUUGGGAGCAAGAUGUCCGCUUUAUCGACGAAUUGAAUAUGCACUGCAACUUCGAGAGCCAAUUCGAGGCGGAAAACAUGCUGCGAGAGCAGCUGAUGCACAAUUUUGCUUGCGCAGGCGUCAGUGAGGAACGUCCUGCACAGUCCUCAUCUGAGGUCGAGGCUAGUAUGCAGGAACAGGAUAUUCUUACGGCUCCUGGCGAAACAGAGGAAAGUGUUCAUUUAGACUGA
Messenger RNA from Amoebophrya sp. A25, 284 nucleotides. The record is from the annotation of a GenBank genome assembly. NCBI's taxonomy places the organism in Eukaryota, Dinophyceae, Syndiniales, Amoebophryaceae.